AUGAGAUGCCCUGAUGCACUAAAGUUGGUUUACUCGGUGUACAUGCUGGAGGGUGAAGCCGAAGAUUGGAAAGCUAGGGAAAGGAAGCAGAAUGAGUAUAAUAAUUUGAAGCAGGGGUCGAUGUCAAUUGACCAAUAUUUUGCCAAGUUCAAUGAAUUGGUGAAAUAUGCUAAUUACGGGAGAGCUUUACCUACUUCAGCCGAGAUGACCUCCAAGUAUCAAUGGGGUCUAAAUAAGAAGAUGACUCGGAAGAUGUCAAACUGUGACAUUAGAGAGUUUAGCAAGUUCGUGAAUCAGUGUCGAAAAAUAGAAGAAGUUUAUAGUGUGACGAAAAACAAGAAACCUUCUGAGGCACAUGUGUCUGAUACCAGUAGAGCAACUGGCUCUAGUUCAUUGAAAAAUAAAAAGAUGAAGGGCAAGAAGCCGAAUGUGAACAAUUUGUUGGAUAGGUUCAAGAAGCCCGGGAACCAAAGAAACUUUGUUGAUAGAGGACCUCCUCCAAAGUGUAGAGGAUGCGGAAAAGAGCAUCGAGGUCCGUGUGCCACGGGUGAAAUUAUUUACUACAAGUGUGGAAGAUCUGGCCAUUACUCUAACCAGUACCCUCAAAAUGAAGUAAGGACUAUGACAGGUGAGGCUGUUGUCGUUCCUGUUUCGGUUGUUCAAUGA
Gastrolobium bilobum is the source of this 666-nucleotide messenger RNA. RefSeq lists its product as uncharacterized. NCBI's taxonomy places the organism in Eukaryota, Viridiplantae, Streptophyta, Magnoliopsida, Fabales, Fabaceae. The coding region runs from base 1 to 666 and encodes 221 amino acids. The record is from RefSeq and is a predicted model, not a curated record. The transcript is spliced from 2 exons.